Messenger RNA from Sitophilus oryzae (rice weevil), 1750 nucleotides. RefSeq names its product probable cytochrome P450 28a5. NCBI's taxonomy places the organism in Eukaryota, Metazoa, Arthropoda, Insecta, Coleoptera, Curculionidae. The transcript has 7 exons. Bases 45 to 1532 code for a protein of 495 amino acids. Gene Ontology annotation, molecular function: iron ion binding; monooxygenase activity; heme binding. The record is from RefSeq and is a predicted model, not a curated record.
ACUUCAUCGUUAGUCGUACUAAAAAUUUUGUAAAAUACAGAACAAUGAUUUCUAUGCUAUUUACCAUUUUUCUUGUAACGCUUGUGUAUUAUUUACGUAGAAAAUUGACGUAUUGGAACAGAAAAAGGGUUCCUGGACCCACACCAUGGCCUUUUUUUGGAAAUAUAUUUCAGAGUUUCACCAAAAAGAAAACUGUAGGUCAGAUUUUUCGAAAAAUUUAUAGUAAGUACGACCAAUGGCCGGUAGUAGGCGUGUACAGAACACAUGAUCCGGUUCUUUUGGUCAGAGAUCCGGAAUUUAUCAGCAGGAUAUUCGUAAAGGACUCGAAGUACUUCUACAAUAAUGAUUUCUGCGUGGAUCCCGAACUAGAUCCCUUACAAGGGGCCAGCCCUUUUGUUCAAAAGGACGAACAAUGGAAAGAAACAAGAACUAUGCUGUCUCCGGGCUUUACUAGUGGUAAAAUGAAAAGUCUUUUCUAUCUAAUCGAAACAGUGGACCGGAAAUUGUCAAAGUACAUCGACUCACAAAAAGGAAAAACGUUAGAGACACAAAAUCUUUGCAGGAGAUACACCCUGGAAAAUGUAGCUUUAUCAGCGUUUGGAAUAGACGGUCGAUGUUUCGAAAGUACACAAGAAUCCGAUUUCAUGAAACUGGCCAACGCAUUUAUAGCUCCUGGCACUUUUGCCUUGUCCAUGCUACAGAUGUUCCCUCUUAUCAGUAAUUUGAUAUCUUUAAAGGUAAUUCCCAGGCAAGUCGAAACUAGAUUAACUGAAAUAAUUACGGAUGUUUUACGGUACCGUAAGAACGGCAACAGCGAAGUUAAGGAUUACCUCCAGUUCAUAUCGGAGUUGGGUAAUAAGAGGAAGUUAAGCAAUGUGGAAAUUACAGCUCAUGCAGCUACGUUCUUUGAAGAUGGCUACGAAACUUCUGCACUAGUAAUGAGCUAUGUUUUGUUUAAUUUAGCUCAGAAUCCUGAAGCGCAAGUGAGGGUACGUGAGGAAAUUAAAGAAUUUGAGGAAAAGAGUGAAGCAAAUAGAGUUUCCUAUGAAGAUCUUCAAGAUAUGGUCUUCACAAACGCUUGUAUUUAUGAAUCAAUGAGACUACAUCCAGUUUUAGAACACUACACCAGAGUAUGCUCGAAGCCUUACGUGUACACCACUUCAAGGCAGACCGCAUCACAUUUGAGAAGUAUGGCUGUAAACAUCGAUCCAGGGACAGUCGGUAUAAUUCCUUUUGGAGGCCUUUGUCACGAUGAAAGAUAUUUCCCGAACCCAGAGAAAUAUAUGCCAGAGAGAUUUUUAGAAAAAGAAAAUAGCUUUAAACAAGUGUUUUAUCCUUUUGGUGGCGGACAUAGAGUUUGUUUAGGUCAACGGUUUGGUAUGAUGCAAGUCAGGAUGGGUAUAAUCCAAAUAAUUAAGAAUUACGAAGUAACUUUAAGUGAAAAAACCAAGUUGCCUUUUGAGUUUUUGCCUUGGACCAUUCUAAAUAAAGUCAGACACGGAAUAUGGCUGGACUACAAAAGAAUCAGCUGAUAUUACAGUGUAAUCGAAUAAAAAAACGGCGUCAAAUUGGCCUCGAAAUCUUGGCAAUCGAUGACGACUUUUCUAAGCCAACCCUGAGGCCGUUUUUUUUCAAUCAUAUCGUGAUAUUUUUAAUUAUAUUAUCCAAGGUAAGUAUAUAAAUUACUAGAUCUCUGUAUACUUUAUGUUAAAAAAUCGAUUUUUUGUUCAAUAAAAAUUAAUAAACCGAA